AUGCAUAGUGGCGUAGUUCUGGAAUUCAAGAUGGACGCUUUAUCGCAGACAGGAGGAGGAGAGAGGGAAAGCACGGUGUGGUUGAGAUAUUGGAUCGCGUGGAACGACUAUAGACUCCCCCCACCACCACGGGAGCGGCACGCGUCUAGGCCCCCCGUAGUACCCUCCCAGAGCCGACAGGAGAACCCCAGGUCCCGUACCCUACAGGCACGUACACCCAAAAAAGAGCGGUACUUAGUCGGUACGGCAAUGAAGUGCGGUGAUGAGAAGUAG
Molecule: messenger RNA, 273 nt
Organism: Nezara viridula (southern green stink bug)
Lineage: Eukaryota; Metazoa; Arthropoda; Insecta; Hemiptera; Pentatomidae
Source: the annotation of a GenBank genome assembly